AGGGGAAGGAGCGCGUGCUACCGGGAGAGAGAGAGAGGGGGAACAGGGCAGAGCGUCUGAGCGCAGACACGCACAGUUGUGGGAGGACAGCGGAGAGGCACCACGUUUCGUUCUGCCUACCAGCUUUACGCACGCAGAUCGAGCUGCUCGGAGAUCCUGCGUUGUCUUUUGCGCAUGAACUGACCAUUACCGGGAAACUCGAUGGGAACACAUUUAAUUUCCUUACCAAGAAAAUGCGCCUGAAGAUAUUUGCAUAAAACAAUUGGAAAUAAUUUUAAUCCAAGGAGGAAAGACGCGAGUUACUUUUUCCCGUUUCCGUCGCAGUUAGCGCUCUCUGAUGAUCUUUUUGGUUUCUAGUUCAUUUGAAACACACAAUUUUCUUUAUUUACUCUGCUGAUCUGUUUCCCUGCGCUGCCGACUGUGCGCACAGCAAUGGAUUUUAAACCGUGUUUAGAGUUCAAAUUGCGUUUCUAGACAAGUUGCUCUGGUUGAGGAGAAGUGGCGGCACGCACUCACACUGCUCGCAUGAACUGUUUUUCUCCGGCGUGUUAUUCUUAGAGAGUCGGGUGAACGCUUUGGAUUUUGGACACAACCGUGUUGCACGUUAGAAAAACAGAUAACUGUGGAAACGGUCAGGGAAGUGCGACCUGGAGCCGUGUGUCAGAUAAAGCAAAUAAAACCACACAGGAGGAGAAGACGUGUUUUAUUCUGAGGGAGAAAGAUGGAUUUAUUCGUUUGGCUCUGUGGAUGUAUUUUGGCUCUUCUGUUACCUUCAGCGGUAAAAGCCGGGGAAGGAGCAUCUGAACCAUGCGGCGGCAAUUUAGAUGCGAGCGAUGCGGGCUACAUCACCACCCCCGGCUACCCUCUGGAGUAUCCACCUCACCAGAACUGCCGCUGGGUCAUCACGGCCCCUGAGUCUUCGCAGCGCAUCGUCCUGAACUUUAACCCGCACUUUGAAAUAGAGAAACUGGACUGCAGGUAUGACUAUGUAGAGAUCCAUGACGGGAACUCAGAGUCAGCUGACCUACUGGGGAAGCACUGCAGCAACAUCGCCCCCCCACCGAUCAUAUCCUCAGGGCCUGCGCUCCACAUCAAGUUUGUGUCAGACUACGCCCACCAGGGGGCGGGGUUCUCGCUCCGCUAUGAAAUCUUCAAAACUGGUUCAGACUGUUCCCGUAACUUUACCAGUCCCUCGGGCCUCGUCGAGUCCCCGGGAUUUCCCGACAAAUACCCCCACAACCUCGAGUGCGCCUUCAUCAUCAUUGUCCCGCCCAGAAUGGAUGUCACCCUCACCUUCCUCACCUUUGACCUGGAGAACGAUCCCCUGCCAGGUGGAGAUGGAGACUGCAAGUACGACUGGCUGGAAGUUUGGGACGGGCUCCCGGGAGUGGGCCCUCUGAUCGGUCGAUACUGCGGGACCAGGGUGCCUCCAGAGAUCCAAUCAUCCACUGGGAUCCUCUCUCUGUCCUUCCACACGGACAUGGCCGUGGCUAAAGAUGGCUUCUCGGCUCGCUAUAACAUGACGCACAAGGAAGUCAGCGAGACCUUCCACUGCAGUAACGCGUUCGGCAUGGAGUCAGGAAAGAUCACCAACGACCAGAUCACGGCAUCGUCGACCUUCGCCGACGAACGCUGGCUGCCGCGACAGGCCCGACUCAAUUACAACGAUAACGCGUGGACGCCCUCGGACGACAGCAACAAGGAGUACAUACAGGUGGACCUCCAUACUCUGAAGGUGCUUACCGGCAUUGCCACACAGGGCGCCAUUUCAAAGGAAACGCAGAAGAAUUACUUUGUUACCUCCUUCAAGCUAGAGGUCAGCACGAACGGAGAAGACUGGAUGAUCUACAGACACGGCAAAAACCAUAAGGUUUUCCAUGCCAACGCUGACGCCACGGAGGUGGUCCUCAAUCGAAUCCCACAGCCGGUCCUGGCCCGCUUCGUGCGGAUUAAACCUCAGACAUGGAAGAACGGCAUUGCGCUGCGGUUCGAGCUCUACGGCUGUCAGAUCACGGAUGCCCCCUGCUCAGAGCUGCAGGGCAUGUUGUCUGGUUUGCUUCCUGACUCGCAAAUCACUGCGUCCUCCAUGAGGGACAUCCACGGCUCCAUGGGGGCCGCCAGGCUGGUGGCCAGUCGAUCAGGCUGGUUUCCCAACCCAACGCAACCCAUAGUUGGAGAAGAGUGGCUGCAGGUGGACCUCGGUGUGCCCAAGAUGGUGCGUGGCAUUAUUACCCAAGGUGCACGAGGGCUGGAGGGCAGUGCGGAGAACAGAGCAUUUGUCAGGAAGUACAAACUGGCUCACAGCUCGAAUGGCAAAGACUGGACCUACAUCACUGACAGCAAGACUGGGUUUGCUAAGAUCUUUGAGGGCAACGGCCACUACGAUACUCCCGAGGUGCGGAGGUUUGACGAGAUAGUGACUCAGCACAUCCGAGUCUUUCCAGAGAGAUGGUCGCCCGCCGGGAUCGGCAUGAGGAUGGAGGUUCUCGGCUGUGACCUGCCCGAAACCACCACUGUACCUGACACUGUGACCCCCACCACACCUAGAGUGGAACAGACAACCUCUGUGAUGAGAUCUGCCACCACUCCGCCCCUGUCGGCCGUGUGUGGCUUUGAGCAGAGCCUGUGCGGGUGGUCAGCUGAUCCCCAGUCAGGUGUGAGCUGGACCCUGCACAGAGCCAGCAGCAGCUCCACUGUGCAUGGCGCUCAUGGAACAAGGCAGGACCUGGCACUGGGAUCAGAAAAUUUUUCAGGGAACUACCUUCAUCUCGAUGCCGGAAGCCACACCCUGCGCAAGAAAGCCCGGCUGCUGAGCCCCGAAGUGGGGCCAGAGCAAGGCCCGCUCUGCCUCCAGUUCUACUACCAGCUCCAGGGAGAGGCACAGGGCAGCCUGAGGGUCCUGCUGAAGGACAGCGACCAGGGAGAGACGCUGUUAUGGGCAUUAAAAGGUGACCAAGGCAGUCACUGGAAAGAGGGGCGCACCAUCCUUCCUCGAAGCCCCAGAGAAUAUCAGGUGGUGUUUGAGGGGUUUUUUGAACACCCGACAAGAGGACAUAUCAGAAUAGACAACAUCCACAUGAGCAGCAGCGCUGACCUGGAGCAGUGUGCACAGCCUUUGCAUGCUUUACUUCCUGGCCUGAAAAGGGGUGCCAUAUCUGGAAUGGAGCCCACAGUAGACACAGUGGUGGUGCAGCCAGUCCCUGCCUUCUGGUACUAUGUGUUGGCGGGAGGCGGUGCCCUCUUGGUGCUGGUCAGUAUAACCGUGCUGGUGAUACUGUGCUGCCACCGGUACCACUGGGCGACCAAGAAGACCAGCAGUAGUCAUCAUCAUUCGGUGACGUACCGCAACAACCAACUGCCAUAUCAGCAAGGUCACCAAAACUGGUACCAGAGCCAAAACCCAGGCUGUAAUCUGAUCCAUAGCCCUAACCAAAACAACCUGAACCCAAGCACCGGGCCGAGUCUGGAACCCAUGCUCACCGUAUCACUGGAGAAAGAGGACAGCUACGAUUCCCAGUGUUGAAAAGGCUCGUCUGAUUUAAUAGUAUGUUUUUUUUAAAUGAAGCGAUCAAGGGGUGUGAAAAGAAGCCGUAUUCAGCAUAAUCACUGCUCUUCACUGAUGAGGAUCUGCACAGAGGCACUCCAGUGCACGUUGCUGACGACUGAUCUAAUUAACUGAUCGGCGUACACUAAACUGGUAGAAAGAAGUCCUGACAUUAAACUGUACCCCUGAAGAGCAGAUGACAGAGCUUCAGUUGUAUUUCUGAUGGCUGAAGAGGGCCUGAUAACGACACUGUAGGGCAAUUUUUUUGAUGUCGAGCGUAGACUGGCUUCUAUACCUGAACCCUGACAGCGAGCUGGAUUAUGACCACAGUAAAUCACAGUAAAGGUAGUAUGAAUAACAGGCUGUGGAUGACACACACUGCAUUUACAUGCAGCGUACAAUGUCAGGGUUGUAACAGCAUAUCCCCCACCUUCAGUAAAUGUCAGAGCAGGAUCUGUCUGUCUGCCCCGCUCUGAUCUGCAGCUUGGACAUUGCCUGUCUCCAGAUACCCGUCAGACAGAGGAAGGAUUUACACACAGGUAGAAAAGACACGCUGUGUUUGUGUGCAGCAUUAAGAGUGAUGGCUGCUUCUCCGGGACUGAAUGAAGCCCAAUUUUAUUUGCCCACGUAUGUUUGCGAGACUGAGAUAGUGACAGAAACAGAUUAAUAACAAAAAAACAGGAAGAAAGGAAGAAUUAGUGUUGCCCGUCCAGCUGUGACAGAUAGACAGCUGCACAUCCACCCUGCAGCUCUGAGAUGGCUUACGUCGCAUCACAUCAGCUGAAACACGCGCACCAAUAUAUGCACGGACACUUCUGAGAUUUUCAAGUCUCACAUGUUACUUUGAGUGUGUUUUUCAUUACAUUCUGGAUAUGCCUUUUUAAAAAAAGUGCUUUAAACCUAUAACCUCCGAUAUGAGGUAGUGCCUCUGUGUCCAGUAAGAGUCUGAAUGGAUGCAGUUUGACUCUACAGUUUGUUGCCUGGAUCUCAUGGAUAAUCUGAUGCCUGUGUCUGUCAAUGUUCAAACGAAACACCCGUGUAUGUCUUGCACACAUUAGGUUGGGUAAAUGAAACAAAAAGAAAAGAAGUACUAUUGUGCAUCAUUUGAAUGUGGAAUAUUGUUUUUCUUAAAUCUCUGCAAAUACAACAAUCUACAAACAGUCUUUAUUUUCUGCACAUAAUUACCAAUGGUUUUUUUUGUUUCUAACACAUCCAACACUGGUAUCCAGUCCAAUAAAUGAGACCAAACUUGCUUUGAUAAAGAGCAUUUUACAACUGAAGCCUUUUGGAAAACCAUUUAUCUGCUUAAAGACUGCAGACUGAUUCUAGAGCAGCAACAAUGUAACUUUUUAUUUAUGUAUUUUCUGUUAGGGGUGUAACGAUUCUCCAGAUCCACGGUACAGUUCAUGUUUCUUUUGAAUUAACGAGAAAAAGCAGAAAACAGGUUUUUGACACAAUUACCUACCUCCACAGGACAUCACUGGACGGGAGGAUUAGGGCCACUGAGGAAAAUAUUUUUGGGUCGUCACUUUUUCAACUUCAGUGGCCCUAAUCCUCUCCUGUAGGUAACAGCUGCUUUUAACCAGGUAUUAUCAGCUCCACAUGACCAGCUAUCAUAAGCAAUACAAAGUCAUGUCUAAUUAGCACAUCAUUACAGGAUGCAAAAUCUAUCUGUCAGCUGCUAAUAUUCAUCCCAUAUUUGCAAACGCAUGCUGUUUAUACUAACACAAAAAUGCUCCAGUAAACAGACGCUCAUUUAAACUGGAUUUUACAAGCUUGGCUAAUGUACCAGACGUGACCCUGCAGUUAGCAGCAAUGAUGAGGAGAUCCCUGUGUCUGUCUGCCACGGCUGUCACGUAUGGUCUGUCUGUAUUUACAGUCUUGCACUGAGUUGAUGCACUUAACUUUCACAUCAUCUCCAUAUCGUAUCAAUAACAAGACGAGAGCGCAGCGGCGGUGAGGUCUAGCGAACGAGGCCGUGGAUGUAUCGCAAAUUUAGCGUCUGCUUCUGAACUGUUACACCCCUAAUCGGCAUCUGUCACUCACUGCAAUGAUGGUCUGUGUAGUGGAUAGAAAAAGUCGACACACCUGUUAAAAUUUCAGGUUUUAUUGAGACCGAGAUAAAUAAUUUCCAACAUUUUCCAUCUUUAAUGUGACCGACAGUUUAUCCUGUACAGUUCACAUGGAAAACAAACUAAAAUCCUUAAAAGGAGGGAAAUCUCACAUUUAAAGUAAGCUGGUUGCAUUACACAGCAUUUUGGAGGUAGUACUCUGUCAGCAUGGCACAUCGUAAAUUAACAUUAUUGACCCUCUCCAAACCGGUCGGGUUGUGAGGGUGUCGCCUGUGCACAGUCCUCCUCAGGUCACCCCACAGGUUUUCUUUUGGGUUCAACUUUUCUGGUGAGGAUAUUUUUGAUGACUUGGUGAAAUUCAUAUCGAUCUAGAACUUUCUAGCAGACACCUGAAGGUUUUGCACCAACGUUGGUUGGUAUUUGAGACUGUUCUUUAUUCCCUACACCUUGACUACUAUUUAUUUAAGCUCCCCAGUGCCAGCUGAAGAAAAAUGGCUCCAAACCAUGAUGCUGCCAUCACCGUGCUUCACAGUGGGUCUGGUGGUGUUUUGGUGAUGGGCACUUUCUGGACUGCGGCCACAGAGUUCAGACCGUAGAACAUGCUUAUGGAAGAAGUGAAGGAUGCAGAGAUUGUUGUCACAUGUAGUUAACGUCACGGUCAGCCUCUUGGCAACCUCCCUGACCACUUUGGAGGGGUACCCGGUUCUUAACUAUGUCUCUUUUAGUCAGUAACAAAGUGUUAACUAAGCAAGUGUCAGAAAAGUCGUGUUAGACCAGCUGAACUUUAUUUGAUUGUAGUCAGCAUCUCUUUAACCGAUGGCAGGUGUGUACUGCCUACUGUUUGGCAUGAUUUUGAAUGUCACUGGUUAAUUUUCUAUGCAAACCAGUUAUAAAAGGACGUGCAACCACAUUAUUUCAUUAUUUAUUUAUUUAUUUAUUCCCUCCGAAACAUUAACAGUUUGUUUUUAAAUUGAACUAUACAAGUUACAAGUCAUAUUAAAGAAAGCUCUCACUCCCAACCGGUCACGGCAGAUGGCCCCGCCCCUCCCCAGCCUGGUUCUGCCGGAGGUAACUUCCUGUUAAAAGGGAGUUUUUCCUUCCCAUUGUCGCCAGGUGCUUGGUUAUAGGGGGUGUCUGAUUGUUGGGGUUGUCUCUGUAUUAUUGUAGGUCUUUAUUUUUGAAUAUAAAGACCUUGCUGUGACUAUUGUUUGAAUACUAACAACAUUGAAAUGAAUUGAAUGUUUCGUCUUGGUCUUACUUGGCAUUUUAACAGGACUGCUUUUAUAAGUUUGAUUGUGUAUUUAAUCAGCAAGUGCAACAUGAUGCAUUUCUGAUUAGCGGGUUCAUAUUUUUGCAGUAUAGAGAACAUGAGCACUUUUCUUCUUAAUUUACUUACAUUUACUGUGAAUCUUUUCAUAAAUUGAGUAAUGUUCUUUCUGUCCUUCUGUGUUGCUGGUGCACACGAGUCACACAAUAGUUGUUUUUAUACUUGCUGACUAAAAAUUAUAUUGAUUCUGCACACUGAGAUGAAAAAAACUAUUCGGUGUCAUUUAGUGUUUUGAAAGCUUUGAAAGCUCUUUUAAAGCUUCUAGUUUGAAUAAGAUAGGAGCUCAUAAUAAAGCAAAUCUAAAGUACUAACGUGUUUUAUGAAGAAUGUUCACCUGAUGUCAGAAAAAAUCUAUCUAGAUUGUGAAGCUGACGGUGUAUCAGAGUGGACUUCACAGCAUCUCUACCCCCCUACAUCAUUUUGUUCAUGCCCAAAUCCCUGAGCCUUUUUAUCAAAACCCACUUGUUCCUGUUCUUCUCCUUCCCUUCAUUGCAAAUCCUCCCAGUGAAAAACACAGGAGAGAAAAUGAGAGGCAGAAAUGGAGGGGAGCAAAAUCUCUCAGAGGAGAAGGGCCCAUUAAGCGAGCCCCCUUUUUCUCCAAAGAAUGUGCCCAGAGAUGGAGGGAGAUGAAAGAAGUAAAAGGAAAAAAAUGCUCUCUAUACUUUCUAAAGAUAGAUCUUUCUUUUACUCUAAGAGGGAGGCUAACAGGGAGGCAGGUUGUGGUUUGGAUUGAAGGAGAGAGAGAAUAGAUGGAGGAGGGCAGGUUGUUUCAAACACAAAAGCAGAUGAAAGAAGUCUUUUGGCAGAAUAGACAGCGUGAUGAAGCCUCAGUGCACUGCACACACACACACACACACACAGACGAGCAAACGCCAUCUAACCACCGCAGACCUCUAUUAGCCAAGAACCCAGAUUUGCUGCAAGCUCUCAAAACACCGUUAUCAAAAUCAUUGUUUCGUGCAUUUUUUUCCACACUGCAGAUAUUCCCCAUAUUGGCUUAUUUCAUCAUGCUGCAUCUUAUAAAAUGCUGUUUUGUGCCUUAGUCAAAAAGUAUUUUAGUUAUUUUGUGCUUGCAUAUCCAUUUUCAGUGUGCCGAGCCCCUCUCCCUUCCAUAUCAAUCGACUCGCGUAUGAUUUACACAUUAUAUGACUCAUUCUAGCAGCCUUGUGCCAUAACCCAAUCAAUGUGGGGCUGGAUUUAAAUAGAGGAAUGAUAUACGGGUGUAUUUAUGUUGUGCUACCCGUGCACUUUUCCCCUGCACUCUCUCUCACUCUCUAUCGAACUUUUGCAAGUUUCUGGCGUCUUUUCAUGCGGCCCUGAUAAAUCAGCCUCCCUCCCUCCCUCUCCCUUCUCCAUCACAGACUACUUUGAAGCCUUUUAAUAAUUCUAAUUAGAUAAUGGAGCUGAUUGCAUUCAUAAAGCCCUGCGGUAAGCAUUUCUAGCCCUGAGGCCAUCUCUAUUUUUUCUCUCUUUCCUCCUCCUGUGGAAAUAUUAUCGUACAAGCACUCUAACAGGUCCUCGGGCCCCUCUGGAACAGCAAAUGGUGCCAAAGAGCCAUCCCUGUCUCUUCCUGAAUAAAAAAGAUCCUUUUUUAUUUUUCUCUUUACUAAUUGGAGAAGGGAGAUAAAAUGGGGCUACAGGGAGUUUUAAUCUCCUUUCAGAUCCAUGUGAUGAUUCUUCUCAGGAUCCUCGCCCGAGGGCUUUCAGCCAGGAUCAUUAGAAAGCGUUCAGCAGUCAUCCAAAGAGCGUCCAAACCUCUGGUUUUUAUCCUGAUUUUUUCUUCUUAUCUUUCUUUAAGUGAUUUAAUGUUUUGUCAAUGCUUGCAGUGAAAAAGGAGAACUUAGAGCGUGGAGGGUUUGUAGUCAGGCAGCAGAUUUACAGACGUGUCGUCUUUUGCAUUUCAGUAGGAACCUUUAAAACAUAAUUACAGCACGGCUACCGGGUUCAUUAACUUCUGAAUAACUGCACUGUUUUUACAUCUAAUUACACGAGAGUAUUAAUUCAUUAAAGUCUGCUGCCGACGCUCUCUUUAAUCACUUUUUAGUUUUGCAACCUUUCAUGCUUUCAGCUUGAUUGUAAAUUUAGAUACAACCACGCGUUGAGAUUUUAUCUUACUUUAGUGUAUAGCUUUGUUUUUUAUUUCUUAAUGAAUUAAAUGUUUCUUCUGUAAAUCUGUUGGAAGCAGAGAGGCUUGAUCAUUUUGAAACACGGCCUCAGAUGAAGCUGAGUUUAGUUCACUCGCUCCGCCUGAAUAAAAUCAGCCUUGAGGCUGUAAACUUCUUCAUCCCCGGCCUAAGCCACAUUGCUGUUAUAUUGCUUUUGUGCACUUUCUCUGCCUCUGUCAAGAUUUGAUGGUUGUCUUUCAAUGUCAUGCACUUUGAGGACAUUAAAUAUUGAUGUCAGUCAAAUAACUACAUUUAGAAACGCUCCGCUGUUCGCUUAAUUGAAUGCACUCAAUUAGCAUAGGAUUUGUUUGUCGUUUUAAUAUUUGAAAUGAAAUUAAAAUUUGGUUAAUUCCUUUAGUUUGUUCUCUAAUUGGGUUUGAAAAUCAAUUUUUUUUAGAAAACAGUCUUUCAGGUGCAUCAGGUGUCAUUUAAAGGAAUUCAUCUGUAAGCUUUGAAGAAAAUAUGCAAAGUUUGUAAAUGCAGUUUAUUGAAGGUGUAAUCGCAAGAUGCCAAAACUGUCUCACAGACGAACAACUUUAUCUAAUUGAGGAAAUGAAGCUUUUUUCAUAUGUUCUAAAUGAGUUUUUCACCUUUUAUCUUCUGAAUAUCUAUUACAGUUUCACUUCAUAAUGUGUUUUUGAUUCCUCUGCUCCGGCAGUAAAUGAUUAUCAGCUGCUCAGAUAUUGCUCCAUUUAUUUCUGGGGACUGUCAAUUUCCUUGAAUAAAACUGAAGAAGAAUUGAGCCCUCAAAACCUCCAAAGCCUUGCACUCUGGCCUGCCUCGAACAUUUAAAGUGGUAUUUUAGCUUGUUGAAUUUCACGGUCUUGGAAUAAAAAGAAAAUAAAUUGUGGUGAAUGUGAAGGUAAUAAAGGUAAUAUUUUUCUAUGAAACGGUUUUGUGUGUUUUCAUUUUUUUAAAUUUCAGCCUCCACUCGCGUCUUUCCUCUCAGCUUUCUUUUCAUUUCUAAGCAAAUAAAAAAAGAGCACUGAUGCUUAUCACAUAAUGGAAGUUGCUGGCUUUGCGCAGGUAGUCUGGGAGAAGAGUUCAGUAAGACUGGAUGUUGUUUUUCGCUGAUAGACCGAGCGCGGGACAAAACAGUUUGGAAGAGCUUUCUUCCCUGAUCUCUUCAGAAAGUUUAAACUCUUUGAGCUGUUUGAUACCCAUCUACAAAUGCAGCAUAGACACGGAGCGACGUUAUCGUGGCAGGACUCUCGAGUAGCUCCAGACGGUUUAGAUUAA
Molecule: messenger RNA, 10347 nt
Organism: Neolamprologus brichardi
Lineage: Eukaryota; Metazoa; Chordata; Actinopteri; Cichliformes; Cichlidae
Product: neuropilin-2-like
Biological process (GO): axon guidance; angiogenesis; vascular endothelial growth factor signaling pathway
Cellular component (GO): axon; glutamatergic synapse; postsynaptic membrane
Molecular function (GO): vascular endothelial growth factor receptor activity; semaphorin receptor activity
Source: RefSeq, a predicted model, not a curated record